Hipposideros armiger (great roundleaf bat) is the source of this 3753-nucleotide messenger RNA. RefSeq names its product UDP-glucuronosyltransferase 2A3-like. Gene Ontology annotation, molecular function: glucuronosyltransferase activity. Lineage: Eukaryota; Metazoa; Chordata; Mammalia; Chiroptera; Hipposideridae. The record is from RefSeq and is a predicted model, not a curated record. The coding region runs from base 41 to 1624 and encodes 527 amino acids. The transcript is spliced from 6 exons.
CACGAAACUCCUGCAGAGCAGCAUAUGAGGAGCUGCUGACAUGCUGUCUGACAAGUGGGCUUUGGUGAUUCUGCUCUUGCAGCUCUGCAGCACUGACUGUGGAUUCUGUGGGAAAGUUCUGGUGUGGCCGUGUGACAUGAGCCACUGGCUCAAUAUGAAGAUUAUUCUGGAGGAACUCACAGAGAGAGGACAUGAGGUGACAGUGUUGACACCUGAACAUACUCAGCUCAUUGAUUACAAGAAGCCUUCCCGACUGAACUUUGAGAUAUUUUAUUCACCACAUGACAAAGAACUAAUUGAGACUGUAAAUGUUAAAUUUAUGGAUCUAGUUCUUAAUGUCUUACCACUCUGGCAAUCAGUGAUAAAAAUGAACAAUUUCUUUGUUGAAAUAAAUCAAAUUUUAAAAUCCAUGUGUGAGAGUACAGUCUACAAUCAGACGCUCAUGAGGAAGCUGCAGGAAACCAACUACGAUGUAAUGGUUAUAGACCCUGUGAUGCCCUGUGGAGAGCUGGUGGCUGAAUUGCUUGCAGUCCCUUCUGUGUUCACUUUAAGAGCCUCUUUAGCCGGCAUAAAGGAGAAACACUGUGGGAAACUUCCAGCUCCACUUUCCUAUGUACCUGUUCAGAUGGUGGGACUAACAGACCGAAUGACCUUUCUGGAAAGAGUAAAAAAUGCAAUGCUUUCAGUUUUCUUUGACUUCUGGGACCAAUAUUCUGACAUUCGUUUUUGGGACCAGGUUUUUACUGAGGCAUUAGGAAGACGCACUACAUUAUGUGAGACUCUGGGGAAAGCUGAAAUUUGGCUAAUUCGAACAUAUUGGGAUUUUGAAUUUCCUCGUCCAUACCUACCUAAUUUUGAAUUUGUUGGAGGACUGCAUUGCAAACCUGCAAAACCUUUACCUAAGGAAAUAGAAGAAUUUGUCCAGAACUCAGGCAAAGAUGGUAUUGUGGUAUUUUCUCUGGGUGCAACCCUCCAAAAUCUCCCAGAAGAGAAGGCCAAUCUUAUUGCCUCAGCCCUAGCCCAGAUUCCACAGAAGGUUUUAUGGAGAUACACAGGAAAGAAACCAGCCACAUUAGGAGCCAAUACUCGGCUCUAUCACUGGCUACCCCAGAAUGAUCUUCUUGGUCACCCCAAAACCAAAGCUUUUCUUACUCAUGGUGGAAUAAAUGGGAUCUAUGAAGCUAUUUAUCAUGGAGUCCCUAUGGUGGGAGUCCCCAUAUUUGGCGAUCAGCAUGAUAACAUUGCUCACAUGAAGGCCAAAGGAGCAGCUGUGGAGUUGAACAUGAACACCAUGACCAGUGCAGAUAUGCUCAGCGCCUUGAGAACAGUCAUUAAUGAUCCUUCUUAUAAAGAGAACAUAAUGAAAUUAUCAAGGAUUCACCAUGAUCAACCUGUGAAGCCCCUGGAUCGAGCAGUCUUCUGGAUCGAGUUUGUCAUGCGCCACAAAGGAGCCAAGCACCUGCGCCCAGCCAUCCACGACCUCACCUGGUUCCAGUACCACUCUUUGGAUGUGAUUGGGUUUCUGAUGGCCUGUGCAGCAUCUGCUAUAUUCUUAGUCACCAAAUGUUGUCUAUUUUUUUGUAGAAAAUGUGGGAAAACAGAAAAGAAGAAAAAGAGGAAAUAGAUCCUUCUAAGUUCAACAAUGUUCUGAGUGGAGUAUCCUGUUCAUUUCCACCACAAUUUUUUUGAUGAGACCACCACCCCUCUGUCCUGUUCUCAUAUUUCCCAUUUCUCUAUUUUAGUGUAAACGGAAAGCCGAGACUUCCACAAGACCACUAACUAGUGAGCAUGUCCCAUUCUUCCUUUUUCUAUCCCAGCUGUUCCUAACCUCUUCCGUUUUCCCCAAUUUCUGCACAAGAGCAUUAACAAUACAUAGGACAUUGUCUCAGCUAAAACCAUAAAAAGUUUUCAUUAACUAAUAGGACACAUGAUAAAAUCAGCAAAUUGCAUCGAUAUUAGACUUUGUUGCAUUUCCGUGGCUAUAAUUAUGUUUCUUAGUCAUAUACAAUGUUGACAUCAAUACCACGAUUUUUACUAUGACUUCAUGCCCAUGGUUCCAUAUGUUGGCAAAAAUACUACAAAGAGCAGGGCCUGGGAGGGUAUUUUGUAUUUAGAAAUUAUAACUACUUCUAUGGAGAAAAUGGAUGCAUCCUCUAGGAUGGAAGGUGACCAAUGCAAUCUUCUACCCUCUGGAUGGCUAGAACCCUAGGGAGUGGUGUCACAUUGAGAAUGAGGUGGAGAAAUAUCUUCUAACACUGAGCAUAGAAACAGCUGAAGUAGGUUGAUGAGGCUUGGUAAGGUGAAUUCCAUGCUGUGCAUUCAUGUAUAGUUUCCAUCCCAUUCUUCAUUGCUUCUCUGUACAUGAGUUUUAUGAUCAAAUUCUGGAAAGUCUGGAAAAAGACAGUGGCAUACACAGGACUGUUCAUCCAGAACACCUUAUUAUUGAGGUAUUUGUCUACAACACUUGAUUUCUAGAGAAAUUUGCAGUGGAAUAUGAAGAGCUUCAUAAUCUAUGCAAAUGGAAAAAAUGUUUAUCUACAUAAUUCUACCCCAGACUUUUUUGCCUUUAAUCUUAUCUCUAAAUCUUCCCAAGUCUUGGACCAAUCAAUGAAUCCAUUAGUCACUGUUCAUGAGUCUAUAGAUCUAUAAAGCAGGCCAUUCUCUUUAUAAUUCAAUGCUUGUUUUAUAGAUUUUAAGAUGAUAAUAGCUUCAUUUAUAUAAAAUUAUAUAAUUUCCCAUUGAAUGAAACAUUUUGUAAUCAUUUUUAAUUGACUUUCAUUUUUGGUAAUGCUUUUUGAGUGAAAAUCAAUUAUUUCUAAUAUCAAUAUAACAACAUCUAUAUUCAUUUGUCAAAUGUAUAUAUAUUUUUCAUAUAUUUACUUUAAAUGUUUUUAUGUUUCAAUGCUUCAUGUUUUCUUUUUAGUCAAACUAUAACUAGAUUUUUAUAAAUUAACUGUAUAGAUUUUCUAAACACAAAAUUUUCAACUUUUGUGUAUUAGUAAACCACUGUAUUUCAUUUUCUCUUUCUUUUCAUGGAUUUUCCAUGUUUCUGAUUAUCUUUCCCCAUUUUUCUUUUGUUCCAUAUAACUGAUGGUGUGUUUUUUGUUUUGCUGUGCUUUUCCAAUUUUUUCAUUUACUUAUUUGAAAGUUAGACAUUGAGUAAUAUUUAGGUGUGCCUCUUUUAACCAGCAUUAACUGAAUUUUUAUAAUCUAAUAUGUUUUACAUCUUUUACUAGGUAAUUUUAUCCAGUUACAUUUGCUAGGAUAACUGACAUAUUUUAUUUUUAUGACCAUGUGAUCAAGAUAUUGUACACAAGAACUCAGUAACAUGGCCACACCUAAACAGCCUAGUAAACGUUGUCUCUAAAUAUCCAUCUACCUAAUAUAAUUCGUACCUGAAAUAUUGAAAAUUGCUAACCAUUGUAGACUCUCACCUUUUGCCUCAACUACAAUAAGGCAUUUGGUAUGUGCCAAGGCUAAUUCCAAGAUUUAUAUGAAAUUAAAACAAUCUUAUUGGAAUUACUAUGUGAGCUUAGAAAAUAUAAUCAUUAUGUAAAAAUUAUACAUGUGGUGCCUCUCAAUGACUAAACUACCAAUUAUUAAAUAGUUUUAUAAAUCAAUACAUUAUCUUUAUAACUCAAAAGUAUGUGAAUAAUAUAAAUAAAGGAAAUGGUUAUUAGUCACUUAUAAUUCACUCUUUUGAUCCACAAUGCCUCACAUAUAACAUUACAAUUAAACCUUAUGUAAUAAUUA